Messenger RNA from Ostertagia ostertagi, 564 nucleotides. The record is from the annotation of a GenBank genome assembly. Lineage: Eukaryota; Metazoa; Nematoda; Chromadorea; Rhabditida; Trichostrongylidae.
AUGUCAGUACUAUUCCCGGAUAAUCCGGGUACCAGCUUGGGAGAAGCUCGAUUCUCGAAUUACACUCAGGAGAUCCCCGAGCAGUCUCCGGAUUGGAUUGUGGAUAUUUUCCCUAACAACUCAUUUAUUGACAGCGAAGCGUUUCUUGUCGAGAUGCUAGCUCUUAUGGGAACAUUCAAUAAUCGGCGGUUAUGUUGUGCUCUGGAUUGUAAUUUUUGGGCUGUUAUACUGUAUGUUUGGCAGGGGGGACCUCCCGCGCUAAUCUCAUCAGGUCGCCACCUGCUCUUCUUUCUCUCUCCGCCUGUACAAACUUUGUUUCCCUAUUUCGUCUCGCUCGUCUUCGUACGUUAUUGGGAUUUAGCGAUAUUGACGCCAAAUCUACUAUUCUUAUUAUUUUUGCUGUUAAAUGCAAGGCAUGUUCUCAAAAAGAUCACCGGUUCGAAAAGUCCGGUGUUCAAGGCGUUUUUCGUUUUGGUUUACCUCACCACCUUCAUGAAUGUGAUAAGAUGCAUCGUAUCGAUGUCUAUAAGUGCUACAAAUCCGGUCGGAGAACUCGUUGACAAG